CUGGCAACGUGACGUAGUUGCAAUGGGCGGGGCAACAUGUUGGCGUGCACAGCAGUUGGGUAAUGACGAGCUGUGAGUGGGCGGGGUUACAUGACCUAUGGGGGAGUGGAGUGUGUGUAUGAGGCAUGGAGAGUAGGAUGAAGGUGAGUUUGGUGUAUCAGUGUGUAGGGGUGUUAUAUAUUAUUGUAUUUAAAUAGCAUGGGAAAAGCAUAGAGAGAUUUAAGUGUCAAGAUGUGGUGAAUUAAUAAUUUUAUCUGCCUUUAAAUGUAACCUCCAACAUCUCUUAAACUAGUAGGUUUGGGUUUAUGAAUGAAAAGUAAUUUCAGGAGCAAAGGUGUAAACAUGGAGCAAUCUCCAUGGAAACCGAUGUAAUAUUCCUGGGGUCUGCUCCAUUUUAGUGUUGCCCCAGAAUGUUUAUUUUGUGUCUCUAUGAAUGCAGCUGUGUAUAUAUAUAUAACUGUAAUCAGAUUCCAUACACUAAACAGAGAGUGAGUCAAGGUCCAAAUUGUAAAAUGCAUCCUGCUAAAAUAGCCAGGUAUUUUGACCAAACUCUCUGAAUGUUUGUGUGUGUGUGUGUGUGUGUGUGUUUUUUUAUUAUUUUUUUUUAUUUGGUAUGGCUAUACCAUCAAAGUUAAAGGACUACUCCAAACACCAAAAAUAAUGUAGUAGUUAUGGUGCCAGGAGUACCCUCGGGCCCCCCACUCUCCCAUUGCUAGUAGUCAAACUGGUUACUUUUACUUUACUUUUUGUCUGCAUGGUGCUGCUCCUACCUCCACUACUUCAAUGAGAGAGCUGGAAGCGCCUAUGUAGAAGCAUAUUGAAAGGGAAACUAUAGGUUUGGAAUACAAAAUUGUAAUCCUAGCCUAUAUUGCCCAUUUCGCUCUGGUGCUGAACUGUGCAAGAGUGUGAGUCGUUGUUUGCCUCAUCACUAGGGUAUAACUGACUUGCAGAGGACUACAUUAACUGCAUGUAACCACUUAAAAAGGUAAAUAUUGCCUGGUCCAUUCUAUUGGAAGUUCACGAUACAUAUCAUUGACGGAUGAAGAUAUGCUGGUAGUUAUUUUUUUUUUGUCUGUGGACCUAGGAGCAGGGGGCCUGCCCUGGCACCUGCAUUAUGCCAAGUGAGCUCCUUUUCACAUUAUUAUUAUUAUCCACGCAUUAUUAUUGCUGUGAUCACAGUGUAUAUUUGGAGAAUCUCUCUGCUAAUGUCCACAUUGAUAUCAGAAAGCUAGGACUACUGCUAUGGUAUAAGGGUAACAGAAGUUUACAGGUGGCUUGGAUUAGGGAGCACGAAUAACUGGCAAAGACUGUAACUCCUUUGAUACACAGACCAAUGAUGGCUCAUUAAUCAUAAGUCUCUUAUCAGACCAUCAUGACCUAGGACUACCAAACAGUGUGAAUUGUUGGCUAUGUGUCAUUACAGCUUUGGUUAACAGAAAAAUGACCCCCAAAAUAAGGCUAAUAAGAUAUACUAAUACCUUUGGUGUUUACAAAAGAUGUUUUUGUGUAGUAAGUUGGGCUCUAAAAAUGCACCAGGCCUUUUCUUCAGUAGCACUUAGGUGAAAUGCACAACAUAAUUCCCAGAUUUUACUAUUAACAUGACAUAAAGUCAUGAUUUUAUUAAAGACACGGAGGCGAGUAAUAUGCAUUAUUCUUUCUUUAUUCCCUCAGCAGCAAAGAUAGAAGAAUAUAAAUAUUAUCAAAAUGAAAGAAAAAACUGUAUAGGCACACUGGCAACCAAUCACAUAACAGAUGAAGUGACUAUAAAAGGCCUGUCUCUCCCACAAUCCCCCUCUUUCUUGCAAAAACCGAAGACCAGGAAACCUGAAACAUCAUCACACUUGGCAAGAACAGGAAACUGGAACAAAUUGAUAGCUUCAAGCUAAAAGAGAGAAAGAAAUAUGGUAAUAACCAAACUCCAAACUGAACACUUACCAAACAAGUAUGUCGGUUGCUUCUCAGGAACUUAAACCUAUAACAUAGAAAAUACGAUUAACCCCUUUAAGACCUAGGACGGUUCAGGACCGUCCUCGGCAUUUUUGCGUUGCCGGCCGAGGACGGUCCUGAAUCGUUCUAACGGAAACCGGGCGGCGGGAGCGAUCGGAGAUCACUUCCGCUGAAAUCUCGUUGUUACUAUCUGCCCGGCAUGGCAGGCAGAUAGUAACAGCCAGUUGCGGCGUGUGAGCAAUCCGCGAUCGCUUACAAUUGGCUGGUGUCAAAGUGGGUGUUACAAACACUCACUUUGACACUGAUCUCUGCCUCUCUCCCCUCUGUAGCCUUUUGUGAGGCGACAGAGACAGAGAUCGUGAUAUAUUGUUGCAGCAGGUGUUCCAGAGAGUUUUUAAAAGUAUCACCAGUGAAUAGAAAUCACCUUUUAACCCUUUCCCUGCCAGAUCUGUUACAGACAGUGCAUUUGUACUGUCUGUAUUUUUUUUUUGCCCUUAAGGGUUAUCUUUAUUUAAAAAAAUCUGUGUCUUAGACUGUUGUAGUCAGUCAGUUUCCUUCCCCCAAAUCUCCAUUAGAUUCUUCUAACAGGAGUUAGUUUAGGGAUUACUGUUUUAGUCUGUUUUGUAUAAAAAAAAAAUAUAUAUGUAUAUAAACCCCUUAAGGACACGUGACAUGUCAUGAUUCCCUUUUAUUCCAGAAGUUUGGUCCUUAAGGGGUUAAAAAAAUGUUGUUAAGUAUUUUGUUAGUUUAGUCUGUUAGUGUGAAACAUACAGCGCAUGUACAGCUUGGAGGAGGCAUAUGCCUUCUUGGCGUCAGACUCUGACGCCACUGACACUGACCCAGGUCAGUUUAGCGGCACGUCUUGUGACAUGUCAUCUGUGUGUGAGCCAGCUGCUAAAAGAAGCUGUGCUUCCCCUGCUACGCCGAAUGUGGAGGAGGACUGGGUACCUCCACAGUCAGCUGAGCCCAACAUCCCCCCUUUUAGUGCCAACGCAGGCUUUAAUGUGAAUGUGGUUGACUUCUCCCCUAUACAAUAUAUGAAGUUAUUUUUAGGGGAUACCAUCUGGGAGGAGAUUGUUUCCCAGACUAAUUUAUACGCUAGCCAAUUUACUGAGCCCAAUCCAGGUAGCUAUGCAGUCAGGGAGCAUGCUUGGCAUCCCACAGAUGUCCCUGAACUUAAAAAAUUCUGGGCUCUUACAAUGCUCAUGGGGACAAUAAAGAAGCCAUCAAUCUGCUCUUACUGGAGCACCAACCCAAUUUGUUCAACUCCUAUAUACUCCCAAACAAUGCCUAGACCAAGAUAUGAGCUGCUGCUAAGAUACUUACAUUUCAACGACAAUACCCUCUGUCACCCCAGAGAUCACCCCCAAUAUGAUAGGCUUAAUAAAAUACGCCCACUGGUAGACCAUCUUCAGAACAGAUUUUCUGAAGUUUAUACUCCCCAACAAAAUUUAUCUAUUGAUGAAUCCCUUAUGAAAUAUAAAGGGAGAUUAGGGUUCAAACAGUAUAUCCCCUCAAAGCGGUCUAGGUAUGGCAUUAAAGUGUACAAACUGUGCGAGAGCGAAAAUGGCUACACAUUUGCCUUUCGUGUAUAUGAGGGGAAAGAUGCUCAACUGAACCCUCCUGGCUGUCCUGACUCUCUGGGGACAAGUGGGAAACUUGUUUGGGACCUACUGAUCCCCUUGUUCAAUAAGGGUUACCACCUUUAUGUGGAAAAUUUUUACAGCAGUGUCCACUUGUUUAAAAUUCUUUAUCGUUUGCAGACACUGGCCUGCGGCACUGUAAGAAGAAAUGCCAAGGAUUUCCCCAGACCUCUCAUAGAGGCCAAAUUAAAAAAAAAGGUGAAUGCAAAGCUCUGCGCAAAGCUGAACUGCUUGCGCUAAAAUUUAAGGACAGGAAGGAUGUUCACAUGCUAACAACCAUCCAUAACAAAGGCAUGUCAGAUGUCACUGUCCGAAGCAGGGUACAGACUAAACCUGUUUGCGUCAGGGCUUAUAACAGGCACAUGGGGGGUGUUGAUUUGGCUGAUCGGCUGAUGCAGCCAUUUCUUAUCUUAAGAAAGACAAAAGCCUGGUAUAAAAAGGUGGCUAUCUACCUGUUGCAAGUAGCAACACAUAAUUCAUUUUUACUCUUUAAAAAAAUGAAUCCAGGAAGAACCACCUAUCCCCAAUUUCAGCUCAAGCUGAUUUCCACAAUAAUUUAUGGAGAUGGUCAAGUUCCAACAACGGUGCCAGAGAAGUCCAGACAUUUUAUUUUUAAGAUACCGCCAACUGCAAAAAAAACAAAUCCCCUGAAACGUUGCCGGGUCUGUUAUAAAAAAGGGAAAAGAACAGACACCUCUUUUCACUGUCCCGAUUGCCCUACAAAACCUGGACUGUGUAUUGGAGCAUGUUUUAAGGUCUACCACACAGAAAAUAAAUUUUUAUAAUACUUGUUCCUGAUAUAUUUUUUUUGUUUAUUUUGAAAGCAGCAAAUUUCUGUUAGUCAGUAUCCUUCCCCCAAAUCUCCAGAUAGAUUCUUUUUGCAGGAGUUAGUUUACAGAUUGCUGCUUGUGGAAGUUUUUAGUCUCAUGUAGUCUGUUUGUUUUUAUCAGUUUUAGUCUGUUUUUAGUAUAAAAUUAAAAAAAAUUGUGUGUUAGUAACUCUGUGUUAGUCAGACUCUGACGCCACUGACACUGCGUCCGAUUUUGACCCAGGUCAGUUUUCUGACACAUCUAGUGACAUGUCAUCUGUGUGUGAGCCGGCUGCAAAAAGAAGUUGUGCUUUCUCUGCUACACCGAAUGUGGAGGAGGAACGGGUUUCUCCACAGUUAGCUGAGCCCAAAUUCCCCCCUUUUAGUGCCAACACAGGCAUUAAUGUCAAUGUGGAUGACUUCUCCCCUAUGCAAUAUAUGGCUAUUUUUAGGGGAUACCAUCUGGGAGGAGAUUGCUACCAAAUUUAUUGAUACCAAUCCAGAUAGCUAUGCAGUCCGGGAGGAGUGUGCUUGGCAUCCCACAGAUGUCGCUGAAAGUAAAAAAUUCUGGGCUCUUACAAUUCUCAUGUGGAUUAUAAAGAAGCCAUCAAUUCGCUCUUACUGGAGCACCAACCCAAUCUGUUCUAGUCCAGUGUACUCCCAAACCAUGUCUAGAACAAGAUAUGAGCUGCUGCUGAGAUACUUACAUUUCAAUGACAAUACGCUCUGGCAGGGUACAGACAAAACCUGUUUGCGUCAGGGCUUAUAACAGGCACAUGGGGGGGUGUUGAUUUGGCUGAUCAUUUGAUGCAGCCAUAUCUCAUCUUAAGAAAGACAAAAGCCUGGUAUAAAAAGGUGUCUAUCUACCUGAUGCAAGUAGCAACACAUAAUUCAUUUUUACUCUUUAAAAAUAUGAAUCCAGAAAGAACCACCUUUCUCCAAUUUCAGUUCAAGCUGAUUUCCACAAUAAUUUAUAGAGAUGGUCAAGUUCCAACAACGGUGCCAGAGGAGUCCAGACAUUUUAUUUUUAAGAUACCGCCAACUGCAAAAAAAACAAAUCCCCUGAAACGUUGCCGGGUCUGUUAUAAAAAAGGGAAAAGGACAGACACUCCUUUGCACUGUUUUUUUUUCUUUUGAAAGCAGCAAAUUUUAGUUAGUCAAUUUCCUUCCCCCAAAUCUCCAGUUAGAUUCUUUUUGCAGAAGUUAGUUUAGAGAAUGCUGCUAAAGGUGCGUUUGAUACCUGCACAUUUGGUUAAAAAAGUUUUAUGGCAGUAACAUAUAACUGGCUGGCCAAAACCAGAUGACGUGUGCAUAAAAAGCAGAAUUCAAAAAUUACCACCAUGCACGUUCUCUGAAAUUUGUUUAGCACAAUGGUUGGAGGAAGGAUGUGAAAACACCCCAACAAUACCCUGGAAUGUCUACUUUAUACAAAUAUAAACCUUCAUGAUGUUAACAUUAACUGGGGGAUGCAAAAAUAUGCAAAACUGAAGAUAGGCCAAGCAUACCUAUAUAUCAAGUUGAAAAACUGAUAUGUACAAGUCUUGAUUGUAGCCUUUUAGCCCCCAAACAGCCCAGCAAACCUAUGCAUGGGUGAUAUCACUGUACUCAGGAGAUGUUGCUGAACACUUAUUGGGGUGUUGUUUGGCAGUGAUACAUAACAGGAUCUGUUAAUUCAUGCCUAAAGUACAAUAUAUGUGUAAAAAACACGAAAAAAAUUACUACCCAAAAGUUUGCCAAAGGCUGGUGGUAGAAUUAUUGAAUGAAAAGUGUUAAACUACCACCAUUUAAAAUACCCUGAGUUGUCUACUUUUCAAAAAUAUAUGGUUUGAUGGGGGUAAAAUACAUUGGCCCAAAUAGGACAGGGGCGCAGGUUUACUACAUGUCAAAAUUCCAAGUUGGAAAAUGGAAAUGCGCACCUGCCAAAUGUGGCCUUUUAGCCCCCAAACAACCCGACAAGCCUAUUCAUGAGUGGUAUCACUGUACUCAGGAGAUGUUGCUGAACACAUAUUGGGGUGUUGUUUGGCAGUGACACAUAACACGAUCUGUUAAAGGACCACUAUAGUGCCAGGAAAACAUACUCGUUAAAACUUACCUUUUUCCAGCACUGGGCGGGGAGCUCUCCGCCUCCGAUCCGCCCCGUCGGCUGAAUGCGCACGCGCAGCAAGAGCUGCGCGCAUAUUCAGCCGGUCGCAUAGGAAAGCAUUAUCAAUGCUUUCCUAUGGACGCUGGCGUGCUCUCACUGUGAAAAUCACAGUGAGAAUCACGCAAGCACCUCUAGCGGCUGUCAAUGAGACAGCCACUAGAGGAUUUGGGGGAAGGCUUAACCCAUUGAUAAACAUAGCAGUUUCUCUGAAACUGCUAUGUUUAUAAAAAAAAAUGGGUUAACCCUAGCUGGACCUGGCACCCAGACCACUUCAUUAAGCUGAAGUGGUCUGGGUGCCUAGAGUGGUCCUUUAAUUCAUGCCUAAAGUAAAAUGUGUGUGAAAAAAAAACAACCUCUGUUGUUGAAGCCACGUUUGGGUGGACGGCUCCUACUACGCCCGGCCCCUCCAAAAACCUUUAAGCGCAAACACGUGCUUCAUAUUGGCCCGGGCUUUAUCAAUGGCCGUAAAGGUUUUAACGUAGGACCCCAGGUCCUUCACGAAGGUAUCGCCAAACAACAUCCAAUCGCUGGAUGAACUCGAUACCGCCAUGGUAGCUAAUUUGGGAUAAAUUUUCAGCAAAAUCGCUUUAUGUCGUUCUGCUGACAUAGCGGUAUUCACAUUCCCCAAAAGACAAAUAGCCCGCUGGACCCAUCUUAUGGCCACAUCUACAUCCAGGAAAAGAGGGGGUCAAGGGCUGCACUUAGGUAAAAAAAAUUAAAAGUAUAUAAGAUCGUAUAUUAAUAAAAUAAACAGCGAUAAUAAAAUCAAAUAAAGUUCAUCCGGAUUUUUGAAAAGUAUAAAUAAAAUAAAAACAGUCUCACUGGUAUGCGGUACCACGAUAUUAAUCCUCAAGUAUGGCUCCGUCCGUGUAGUAGGUAGUCCAUAUAUGUGAAGAUAAAAAACAAAAGAAAAAGCUGCCAAUGGUGAAAUAUUGUAUAUCCUGAUGUGGUAUAUAUUCAAAGGAAAUAUAUUUCACUCACAUUUGGUGGAGCUUAUUGCCAGCUCUGGGAGAAGAGACACUUAGUGGUUUGAUCCCCACUAACGGAUAUACUUGGAUGGUCCGUCUGUCCGGCUUGGAAUUCAUGUGGUAUCGGCUAGGAUCUACUUCACAUAUGCGUUGAUUCCUUAAUGCUUGGAAGAUAGGUCCGCCUUUCCAGUAUCGGAUAGUAGGUGUCCACGGAGUAUAUAUGAAACACCAAAUAGUGCUCUCAGUAUGAACAACAAAAUAAUAUCUUUAAGUGAGUUAUACUUACAAGAAUAGAGCAGAUAGGUACUGCUCUAUUGCCACAGCGCUGGUGGAAUUAUCCCCACCUAAGGAUUUCUUUGGACGGAAUAUACUUUCAAGUUAAAAAUAAAAAAUAAUAAAAAAGGGAUGACAUCUACAUUCAGGGCCGAGUCGCCGGCUCUAGCAGCAUCCAGAAGCUCAUAUAGCUUAGACAAAGGGCCCAGGGUAUCCAAAAUUUUGUCUUGGCACCCUUUUAGGGAAAAAUCCAGUCCUUUUUUAGGUUUCCAGCCCGACUUGUUCAAACAUUGCGCGGUCUUGGGGUUAAUCUCUGGGGUCUUGCAGGCCGUGCCUGGGAGGGAAGGACUGGGGCAUUCAGCACGUAGUUUAUUGCGGUCCUCCUUAGAAAGGGGGGUGCGCAUGCGUCAUGCAACAUAUUGGGCGAUAUGCCCUGGGGGUUCCCACUCGGCUGACCGGGGUGGCGCAGGUCAUCUGGGUUGAACAGGGGGUUGCCCUGCGGAUCCAACAGUGCCACACCAUCCCCAGUGAGGCCAGACGGAAGACCUCGUGUAGUGGCAGAGGUCCCAGAAGGGGUCACACCCGUAUGGGGUAAAUCCUCACCCGACUCAACCUUAUCGUAAGAGGCGUAGUCCAGCACGUCUGAGUCAGCCUCCACACUCCGGUCGGUAUCCGACCCCUCCUCAUGUGACCUAGCCCGUUUCCACAGUCUAGCCUUUUUAGACCGGCCAGGGGCUCUUUUGCGCAUGGGAGGCGCGCUAUCUGUGACCGCCUCAAGCGUGUCCAUCAUGGCAGGUAGAACCUGCAUCGGGGAGUGGGAGUCGACGUGCUUAGCGUUUGCCCGCACCUUAUGGGCACCAGGCACGGCAGGGGCAGGCGGGGGGUUCCGGCACCCAGGAAGGCGGGGGCCGCCAUAGAAGGUAAUAACAUGGCUUGCAAGGACUGGGAGAACGAUGUGGACACCGCUCAAAGGCCUUCUGUAAGGAUGGCAUCCAGUAGGGCUUGAUAUUCUUGGGAGGUUACAGUACCUUCAGAGGCCUGGGUGUAGGCCUCUGCAAGGCCCUCAGGCCCUUCAUCCUUAUCCUGCAUGCUAAAGCCAAAUAUAUAUAUUUGAACAUUAGUGGAAGGGUAAACAGCAGGGUUGAGUAACCACAGUAGUAACAAUAAAUAAUCAGACUGAAGGUGUGCCCAGGGGUACCAGUGGUCAGCAAUACCGAGCAGUAGCCUGAUCGAGAGCCGCAGGGAGACCGGCCUUGAGUAAGCUCCGCCCAGAAAAUGGCCGCCGCACAUGGGAGCCGGGCAGAGCCUGAUCGCAGGCAGAACACAGGCGGGGGAAGAGGCGCUUACACAGCGCCUGCGCAAGGAUGAGCCGCGGUCGGCAGCGAGCCGCGUCAAAGUGGCGUCUGCGGCCCGCGCACUACCCGGUGAGAGAGGCAGACGCCACAUGGAGGUAAGGGGAAAUCUCUCCGACGGGAAAAACCACACACCCAAAGGAGAUCCCCACCAGGUACACCUUGCAGAAAUACAACAGAACAACACAACAGUGCUAUAAACUAAUAAACACAAUGCAAAUGACCAUGAUAUAGGAAUAUCAAGGAAAAUAUUAAUCACAAUAUACUUAGCUGGUCUGAGGGAGCAGCAAAGAAAGAGAGGGAUUAUGGGAGAGACAGGCCUUUUAUAGUCACUUCAUCUGUUAUGUGAUUGGUUGCCAGUGUGCCUAUACAGUUUCUUCUUUCAUUUUGAUAUUUAUAUUCCUCUAUCUUUCUUUGCUGCUGAGGGAAUAAAGAAAGAGUUAUGCAUAAUAGGAGCCUCCAUGUCUUUAAUAAAAUUACAAUGAGUACAAUGUACAAUACUGUUUUACCCCACUCCCUCUAGCAUGUAAGCUAAUUGAGCAGGGCCCUCAACCCCUCUGUUCCUGUGUGUUCAACUUGUCUGGUUACAACUACAUGUCUGUUUGUCCACCCUUUGUAAAGCACUGUGGAAUUUGAUGGCGCUAUAUAAAUAACAUAAUAAUAAUAAUACUGUGAAAGAACUAGGUGGAAAAUGACCCCUGAGUAAAGCUGGAAAUGGUAUGUGCCAAACUGUGGUAUGCAUUUAUGCCGUUUGGGCUGCUAAAAUGCCAAAUGCAACCCGUUAUCAAUAUUACACGUGUUUUGUUUUAAAAUUGUAGUGGUUACGAUGUUUGGAGGUGCCUUUUGAGGAUUUUUAUUUUGUUCUCUAAUAUGGUUUUAAUGUGUUUCUUCUUUGAUAGGUACUGAAGCUUUUUAAAACUUUGCACAGGACCAGACAACGUGUGUUUCAAAAUGAUAGCAGAGCAUUGGAAGGUAAAUAUUUCUGAAAAGUUGGAUUUCAAAUUGAAUAUGUUAUCUGUGUCCAUUAGCAUACCCAAAGACUUUAAUGAUCAUUGUGUGGUAUAUUUAUAUAGAGGUACGUGUAUUUUUUAUUUUACAAUAACACAGAUUUCUACUACCUAUCUCUUUUCAUUUUGUUUUUCCUUUGCUUUCUCUAGAAUUUUCUUUAAAUUAGUUUUCUGUUAAAUUGAAGUCAAAGUCACAUAACAAAAACGUCUGUCUGUUAAGACUGUGUGCUAAGCUCGUUGAAGUCUGUGUGCUUAUCCAAAAAGGUGAUGCCAAAAACAAUCUCUCUCUAUUUGAUAUAUAUGUAAAAAAAAACAAAAAAAAAGUUUGUUUUUUUGUUUUUGUUUUUUAAGCUGGGAGACAGAAAAUCAAUGAAGAGUUCAAAAAGAACAAAAGUGAAAGUUCUCCAGUGAAAAUAUCAGAGGUAAUAGACAUUUCAGUUUGAAAACCUAGUAUAGCCUCCUAGUACAGUAUUCUAUUACUUAGCUAGCGUGAUAAUUACUUCGGUAUUAUUAUAAAGUUGCUAUCACAUUCAGAUUUCAUUUAGAUUUUAAAAAUCAACAAAAUGAUUAAAUAGAAUGAAGUUAUGCAAUAACAGUGGACAAUGGAAUUACUACAGAGAUAAGAAAUGCAUGGGUGUAAUGUAUUUUGCAUGCACAUUGGUUCCAUUAAUGAAAAAAGAAUGAAAUUGCUAAAACUAGUUCAUGAUAUAAGUCCAGUAAAUAGAAUUUUAAAAAAUGUAUCUAUAAUGCAUUAAAAAGUUGGCAAAUCCACACUAAUCUGUAAAAUAUAGGAUUUGGAAACAGGAAUGGUCCACACUCGGUUAAAGCACUUUUAUUUUAUGUUUUUGUUAAUAUAGUUAAUAAAAAUUGGAGCAGACGUGGAACUUCUUCUCAGAACCACUGUUAUCCAAGGAUUUCACACAGAUUCUCACACAAUAGGUAAGCACUGUCCUGCUUCCCUGACCUCUACAUGCCCAAUUUAUAAUUCUGAUAUAAUUGCAGUAGCGAAGUAGUAUGAUCCUUUUUUUUUUCUGAAUAUUUUGUGUCUGGAGCCUAUCAUAUUUAUGGCAGUUUAUAAAAGUGCUGAUUUCAAUACAAAUUAACACUUUUGUAUUUUAGGGACAGAGACAGAAAACCACAGAGGGUUUUCUUUUUUCUUUUUUUUGUCAAUCUUUGUUUUAUUGAGGUAUGGAAAAAAGUGAGUAGUCAGAGUAAGAGUAGAGGCUUUGCUCGAAAGAGCCCGUCUCAGCCCCCCGACCUUCUUCACCUUCCUCUCAAUAUUAGUGUUGGAAACAUGCGCUUCACCAGCUUCGUCCAAAAGCGUUGAAAACUCCUGUUGAGCCAUUCAAGUGAACACUCCAUCAUAUUGUAGUGGUCUCCGCAGGGCUGCAUGACUAAGUAUACUCUGACAUUUGAGGCACGUCCAUCAUCUUGACAGGAUCGCCGCCUGUGUUACGUAAACUGCAGGAACCAGCCAAGGUGCGUUCGUCGGACAAGUGGGGACCAGGGUAACCCCCACCAGUCCAAAGGGAGGGGGAAACAGGACCAGGAAGACAUUCCUUCAAGGAGCUAUACUGAGUCAAUCUUUGAGUAAGCAAGGCAUCGGCCGUCCGCCUAAUCCCUCAGUCGAGUAGGCCGGGUGCUCAAUUUCCCAGCUGGUCUGCUCUGUGUCCAUAUAAGGGUUCUGCAGGCGUAGCAGAGAUUAUGUAGGGCACAGAUGUUGACUUUUAAGAACAAAAAAAGAGUUGAGUUUUUGUUUAGUUUUAGUAAAAUAAGAGAAAUCAGGCAGGAGCCUGUCAGACAUGCGGCUAGCCAACUCGGCGGUCCGGCCCUGCCCUCGGGUUUUCUGUCUUUUCCAUUUCCAUGGAGCUAACAGAAUUCAGCAGUCACACUGUGCCUUCCCCCAUUCCCAAUGAGCUGUUUUACAAACUUGUGGCUCCAAUACAGAGGCUCCUCAAUAUUCACCCUGUAAUUGGAGCAUUCCCAUGUACAGAGAGAGAGCCUGUACUGGGGAAAAAUAUAUUCUGCCAGACCAAUGAAAGGAAAACCCAUAUUUCAUUUUGUGUAUAGCUAUAUACCACAGUCAAGCCUUUGGCUAAUUUCCAAGUUGCCUGGCGGGUAAUCUGUUUCAGAGACUUUAAAUACUAUCUUUUAACUAGAUUUCUUGACAAACCCGAAGGAUCUAACAAAUCAAAUUCUUUUUCAUCUACGCCCGAAUAAAUCAAGCCAUCUGAGAUUUACCUGUUUAGUCAUUGAAUAUAUGUAAAUCCCAGACGGAUUGAUUCGUUUGAGCGUAGAUUAAAAGGGAUUUUGAUUAGUUUGACCCACCUGAAAAACAUUUGUGCACAUGUCUACUUUUUCUUAUGGUAGUGCAAAUACUGCCUCACACCAAAACAAAAACUGCCUGUAAAGUACUGAUCUGUUGUGACAAUCAGGUUUGAUGUAUUGCGUUUUGCUCUCUAUUGCACGUCUAUUCUUCUAACAGACUACCAUUUCUCUUACAGUUUUACAACCAAGAGAAGAAGUUAUGUUAGACAAUGCACCAUAUUGUGAUGGCCCCAAAAAAUAAGACUUCAGGAUCUUUUUUAAAUAUAUUUUUAUUCAAUUUUAUAUAUCCCAUUGGUUUUUAGUGUGUUUUUUGUUUUAUCUAUUUUAAUUUUAUUUUUUUGUAAAACGGUUCAAUGGUUCACAUCUUUAUAAUUUAAAGAUUGGAAAUUCUGUCACAGUCUACAUUAAUUAAAUCUCCAUUCUCUGUUUGGAAUACACAUGGUUUAUUUGGCUCUUCCGUGCCAUUUACCUGUUUCUUGAGCAACUGCCUGUUUUGCCUAUUGCAAAAAUUCAGCUACUGUGAGUCAACAAUUAGGCUAUCGUUGUAUUUAAAUAUCUGUGUCUUCAAAAACUGCUGGCUUGCUUUUUUUCCUUUAAUUUCUAAACUAUAAUUUUAAGCUGUUAUUAAAUUUAUUUUUCUUAAAGUUUGUUUCUUACUUUUUUCUGACUCUCCUUUAUAUGCAUAUAUGGAGCUGAGAGGGUUAUGUGAUGAUUGUACCCUCAGUAAAGGGAUACUAAGCUUUAGUCUAAUAAAGCAAUGUUGGUGUAUAAUACAUUACACUAUAUUUAGAAUUAUUUUAGAUUAGUUUAUCAGUUAUAUCAGAACAGAUUUUUGUUAUAGACCAUUUAGGAAUAUAUAUAGAUGUUGAUUACAUUAUUCCACUGUUUACUAUUUACAUUUUACUAUGUUGAUUACUCAUGUUUGGAGAACAACAUAAAUUCAUUAAUGUGUGUACAUAGAGUUGCAGAAUAAAAAGGAGUUUUUUUCUGUUUGUUCAUUUUAUAACAUUUAUACUGUGUAAAAAGUGCAUAAAAUCACUUCAGACCCAAGUACAAUUAACUUGGAUUAAUGGGAUUAAUUUACCAUAACAUUUAUAUAUUGUAUUAAUAUACAGCCUGCUGCAUAACUAAGCAAAUGUCAUACUGACUACAUGUCUGUACUAUAAUGUAUCUUAAAUAGUAAACUAUCUUUCAAUAGA
Messenger RNA from Pelobates cultripes (western spadefoot toad), 13668 nucleotides. The record is from the annotation of a GenBank genome assembly. NCBI's taxonomy places the organism in Eukaryota, Metazoa, Chordata, Amphibia, Anura, Pelobatidae.